GUUUUUGAGAAGAUUGUCUUUACUGAGGAAUUUUCAGGCAUAAGUGAUUUUACGUUAAAUCAAUCCAAAUGGAAGAUUUUAGAAGAAAUUGUAUUUUUUUUAAAAUGCUUUGCCAAAUUAUCAACUGAAAUGUGCUCAUCAAAAUAUCCAACAAUUAAUGAUGUAUACCCUAUGUAUAAUCAUAUAAUGAAAUAUACUGAAAAAACAAUGAAACAAAAAGAUGUUUCAAAAAAUAUAUAUAAUGCGACACAAGCAGUAUGA
Messenger RNA from Funneliformis geosporum, 261 nucleotides. NCBI's taxonomy places the organism in Eukaryota, Fungi, Glomeromycota, Glomeromycetes, Glomerales, Glomeraceae. The record is from the annotation of a GenBank genome assembly.